Messenger RNA from Blastocystis hominis, 1915 nucleotides. RefSeq lists its product as hypothetical. NCBI's taxonomy places the organism in Eukaryota, Bigyra, Opalinata, Blastocystidae. Bases 1 to 1905 code for a protein of 634 amino acids. The record is from RefSeq and is a predicted model, not a curated record. Gene Ontology annotation, cellular component: nucleus. Gene Ontology annotation, biological process: regulation of transcription by RNA polymerase II. Gene Ontology annotation, molecular function: protein binding; RNA polymerase II cis-regulatory region sequence-specific DNA binding; DNA-binding transcription factor activity, RNA polymerase II-specific. The transcript is spliced from 6 exons.
AUGGGUUGUGCUUGCUGUGAGUGCAAUGGAAACAACAACUGUUGUUCGUGUUGCAACGCUGGAACAGUGAUUCCGAAGCGUCAUUACUGUACAUUUCCGGGUUGCUCUUAUUCUACCAUCCGAAAGAGCGAUUUAAAGAUCCACAUACGUACGCACACGGGAGAGAAGCCCUUCAAAUGUCCCUACGAAGGAUGCUCGUAUGCUGCUGUUACAAAGAGCAUUCUUGGUAUUCAUUUGCGCACUCAUACGGGAGAAAAACCACUGAAGUGCCCAUUUCCCAACUGCUCCUACUGCUGUGCGAAUCACAGCAACCUGAAGGUGCACAUGCGAACACACACAGGAGAGAAGCCAUUUAAAUGUCAAGUGGCCGGAUGCAACUACGCGUCGAUCACCUCCAGCGAUCUAAAGAAGCACUACCGUGUUCAUCAGCAUAGUUUCCCCGUCGUCUCUACAGACGCCCAGAGCCCCAUUUCCGGAGCUCCAUCGAACGAGAUAAAGCGAGUCAAGAGGAAAGGAUCUCGUAUUAUGGAAACCGGUUCGGCAAGUGAAGUAGCGGCACCCCUAACUAGUUCGGGACGUAUGUUGAAGACUACUGAGGGUAGAACAAGAUCUCUCUCAGAAGAGCGUGCCCAGUUCAUUGAAGAGGAAUAUGAUUUCCUUAGCAACGAAAUCGCUACAUGGUUAAGUAACGUCUCAGGAAAAGAAAUUUCUGCUGAUAUUGUCAAUUCUCUCUACGAUGGAAUCACGCUGUGCGAGAUUGUCGAAAAACAGAUGAGUUCCAUUCCUAUUGAGGAAUACCACAAGAAUGCAACAAAGGGCUCCUUCCUAGGUCGUGACAACAUUCAGAUCUUCUCCCGUUCGUGUCAGAAAAUGGGUAUCCAGGCGAUUGACUGCAUCACUCCCUCUAUGUUCGAUGACAACAAUCGCAAGGGUCUCGUGAACGGUCUUCUGCGAUUCGCUCUCCGCGGUUCGCGCUUCGGUCUGAAGCCCAUCACCUUCUUGCAAUCAGACCGUAUGCACGAAUUCAUCAAAGCCAUGCCCAAGUCCGAAUCCGAUGAAAUCGAGCGUCUCAUCAAGGAGGCCGAAGAGCAAGCGCAGCAAACCGCCCCCGAAGCUCCCGCAGAGCCUGCGGAGCCUGUGGAGCCUGCAGAGCCCGCGCAGCCCGCCAAAUCGGCGAAGAAAGAGGCGAAGAAAGAGGCGGCAGAGGCGAAGAAAGAGGCGGCAGAGGCGAAGAAGGCGGAGCUGGACGCGAAGAAGGCGGCGGAAGCGGCGGCCAAGGAAGCGGCGGCGCUGAAGGAGGCGGCAGCGCAUCGGAAAGCGGCGGCGGAAGCGGCGGCACUGAAGGAAAAGGAGGAAGCGCUGCGCCGCGAGAUCCAGGAGGAAGUGCGUCGCUUGAUGCGGGAAGAGGCGGAGGCGCGGAGAGAGGCGCGGCGCCGAAGACAGGAGGAGGAGCAGCGGACGGAGCGAGAGCGCGCGGAGAAGAAGCAGCGCGCGGAGGAGGAGAGAAAGCGGCGCGAUGAGGCCGAAUGGGAGCUCGCGUACGCCGAGAUGGACCGCAUGGCGAAGCAGGAGAGCGCCAAGGAGGCCAAGGAGGAAACGGAGAAACCGGAGAAACCGGAGAAGAAGACGGAGAAGAAAAUGGAGAAGGUGGAAACGGUGGAAAAGAAGGAGGCGAAGAAGAGCAAGCCGAAGAAGAGCAAGGGAAAGAGCAAGCCGAAGAGCCAGGGGCAGAGCGAAGAGAUGCAGCCGGAGCGCGAAGUGAGAGCGACGCAGAGCGGAAGCGAAGUGAAAACGGUGGUGAAGAGAAACAGCAGCUCGAUGGCCACUGCGUACAUCGCUAUGGCAGUGCUGGUCGUGAUCGUGGCGUUUCUGUAUGCAAUCUACAUGAAGUCGUAUUCACAAUAAACAGAGGAUA